Molecule: messenger RNA, 591 nt
Organism: Fragaria vesca subsp. vesca
Lineage: Eukaryota; Viridiplantae; Streptophyta; Magnoliopsida; Rosales; Rosaceae
Product: probable calcium-binding protein CML45-like
Exons: 1
Coding region: 1-591 (196 amino acids)
Molecular function (GO): calcium ion binding
Source: RefSeq, a predicted model, not a curated record
AUGGAGAAGACAUUCAUGGAUGAUGCAAUUGCCAGCAGCUCCCUUGCACUUGUUGGGGUUCUGUUUUUCAUAAUGAUUAUUAAGUGGCUCAUUGUGCAAUUCUUUCUACACUUGUCAAGUUUGAGGUAUGCGCUUCAAUUCUUUGUAAGUUACUUGCUUAAUACUGGUCUGCGCAAUGUUUGCCGCAAUAAUCAGACCAAGAUCACAACCCAGCAAGCUUGCAUUUACAAGACAGUAGGUGUCGAACAGAACACGAAAGACUUGGGUGACACGAAACUGUGUUUAGGAGAGUUGGCAGCGGUUAUGGAGAACCUGGGAAGUUUAUGUGAUGAUAAUGGGGCUAAGGAGAUGGCUGACUUGCUUGAGGAGGAACCCAGCUUGGAGGAAGUGAAAGACGCCUUCCAUUUGUUUGAUGAAAAUGCAGAUGGGUUCAUCGAUGCAGGGGAGAUCAAGAAGGUUCUCCAUGUAUUAGGUUUCAUCCAAGCUUCGGAGUCAGAAUGCAAAAGAAUGAUCAAGUCCUUCGAUCAAAAUGGAGAUGGACGUAUAGACUUUGAGGAAUUUGUUAAGCUCAUGGAAGAUAGCUUUUGCUGA